This is a messenger RNA of Mastomys coucha (southern multimammate mouse), 6672 nucleotides long. RefSeq names its product amyloid beta precursor protein binding family A member 1 (gene Apba1). Bases 371 to 2932 code for a protein of 853 amino acids. Gene Ontology annotation, biological process: chemical synaptic transmission. Gene Ontology annotation, cellular component: plasma membrane; cytoplasm; dendritic spine. NCBI's taxonomy places the organism in Eukaryota, Metazoa, Chordata, Mammalia, Rodentia, Muridae. Gene Ontology annotation, molecular function: protein binding; amyloid-beta binding. The transcript is spliced from 13 exons. The record is from RefSeq and is a predicted model, not a curated record.
GUCGCAGCCGCCCGGCCCCGGCGCGCGUCACGAGGGCGAGCGGGCGGUGAGCAGGGGGUGGGGCCGCGGCCGGAGGGGCCCGAGCGGCUGCCGAGCCAGAGCCGGAGGAGCGGGGCGCGGGCGGCUGCGGUCCCGGUGGCGGCGGGGGAAGAUGGUGGCGCUGGAGGCGGGAGCAGCUGGAGAGCAGCUUUAUUCCCAGGCUUGGCACGGUCGCUGUCACUAGCGCCGCCUGCUCCCGCGGGCCCGCGAACCCAGCUGUCAGGCAAGGUACCACCGCCAGGGCGGGCUGGGCCCCGUGGAGCCAAAAUGAGCGCGCAGUGAGCCAGCGCAGCCUCUCGCCAGCCAUCCCUCCCGCCCCCCGACGCCCACCAUGAACCACUUGGAGGGCUCCGCGGAGGUGGAGGUGGCCGACGAGGCGCCAGGGGGAGAGGUCAACGAGUCCGUGGAGGCCGACCUGGAGCACCCGGAGGUGGAGGAGGAGCAGCAGCAGCAGCAGCCGCCGUCGCCGUCGCCAUCGCCCCCGCCGCCCUCGGCGGGUCAAGCGCCCGAGGACCACCACGCGCCUCGGGCGCCGCCGCCGCCUCCGCGGCCGCCGCAGGAGGAGGAGGAGGAGCGCGGCGAGUGCCUGGCGCGCUCGGCCAGCACCGAGAGCGGCUUCCACAACCACACGGACACGGCCGAGGGCGACGUGCUCGCCGUGGCCCGCGACGGCUACGAGGCGGAGCGCGCGCAGGACGCCGACGAUGAGAGCGCCUACGCCGUGCAGUACCGGCCGGAGGCCGAAGAGUACACGGAGCAGGCGGAGGCCGAGCACGCCGAGGCGGCGCAGCGGCGCGCGCUGCCCAACCACCUGCACUUCCACUCGCUGGAGCACGAGGAAGCCAUGAACGCCGCCUACUCGGGCUACGUCUACACGCACCGGCUCUUCCACCGCGCCGAGGACGAGCCCUACGCCGAGCCCUACGCCGACUACGGCGGCCUCCAGGAGCACGUGUACGAGGAGAUCGGGGACGCGCCCGAGCUGGAGGCGCGCGACGGCCUGCGGCUCUACGAGCGAGAGCGCGACGAGGCGGCCGCCUACCGCCAGGAGGCGCUGGGCGCGCGGCUGCACCACUACGACGAGCGCUCCGACGGCGAGUCCGACAGCCCCGAGAAGGAGGCGGAGUUCGCGCCCUACCCGCGCAUGGACAGUUAUGAGCAGGAAGAGGACAUCGACCAGAUCGUGGCCGAGGUCAAGCAGAGCAUGAGUUCGCAGAGCCUCGACAAGGCGGCCGAAGACAUGCCCGAGGCGGAGCAGGACCUGGAGCGCGCCCCGAGCCCGGGAGGGGGACACCCCGACAGUCCCGGGCUGCCAGCACCUGCCGGGCAGCAGCAGCAGCAGCAGCGGGUCGUGGGAACCCCGGGAGGCAGCGAGGUUGGGCAGCAGCGGUACAGCAAGGAAAAGAGGGAUGCCAUCUCGCUGGCCAUCAAGGACAUCAAAGAGGCCAUCGAAGAAGUGAAAACCAGGACCAUCCGUUCGCCUUACACCCCCGACGAACCCAAAGAGCCCAUCUGGGUCAUGCGCCAGGACAUUAGCCCCACGAGGGACUGUGAUGACCAGAGGCCCGUGGAUGGAGAUUCUCCGUCUCCUGGCAGUUCCUCACCCCUGGGUGCUGAGUCAUCAAGCAUACCCCUUCAUCCCGGCGACCCCACGGAAGCCUCCACAAAUAAAGAGUCAAGAAAAAGCUUGGCUUCAUUCCCGACCUACGUUGAAGUUCCUGGACCUUGUGACCCUGAAGACUUGAUCGAUGGAAUUAUUUUUGCUGCCAAUUACCUUGGUUCCACUCAGCUACUCUCAGACAAAACUCCCUCCAAAAACGUGCGCAUGAUGCAGGCCCAGGAAGCCGUAAGCCGGAUCAAGACGGCCCAGAAAUUAGCCAAAAGCAGGAAGAAGGCUCCGGAAGGCGAAUCUCAGCCAAUGACUGAGGUGGACCUCUUCAUCUCCACCCAGAGGAUCAAAGUAUUGAAUGCAGAUACACAGGAGCCUAUGAUGGACCAUCCUCUGAGGACCAUUUCCUACAUCGCAGACAUUGGGAACAUUGUUGUACUGAUGGCCCGCAGGCGGAUGCCCCGCUCCAACUCCCAGGAGAAUGUGGAGGCCUCUCACCCGUCCCAGGAUGGAAAAAGACAGUACAAGAUGAUCUGCCAUGUCUUUGAGUCUGAGGAUGCCCAGCUGAUCGCGCAGUCCAUAGGACAGGCAUUCAGUGUGGCAUACCAGGAAUUCCUCAGGGCCAACGGCAUUAACCCAGAAGACCUCAGCCAGAAGGAAUACAGUGACCUGCUCAACACCCAGGACAUGUACAACGAUGACCUGAUCCACUUCUCCAAGUCGGAAAACUGCAAAGAUGUCUUCAUAGAGAAACAGAAAGGAGAAAUCCUGGGUGUUGUGAUUGUGGAGUCUGGCUGGGGAUCCAUUCUACCAACAGUGAUCAUUGCCAACAUGAUGCAUGGAGGCCCUGCAGAGAAGUCAGGGAAGCUGAAUAUCGGGGACCAGAUCAUGUCCAUCAAUGGCACCAGCCUGGUGGGCCUGCCUCUCUCCACCUGCCAGAGCAUCAUUAAGGGCUUAAAGAACCAGGCCCGAGUAAAGCUGAACAUCGUGAGGUGCCCCCCAGUGACCACUGUGCUAAUAAGGAGGCCGGACCUUCGCUACCAGCUGGGUUUCAGCGUGCAGAAUGGAAUUAUCUGCAGCCUCAUGAGAGGGGGAAUAGCUGAGAGAGGAGGCGUCCGCGUGGGACAUCGGAUCAUCGAAAUCAACGGCCAGAGUGUCGUAGCCACACCACAUGAGAAGAUUGUUCACAUCCUCUCCAAUGCUGUAGGGGAGAUCCACAUGAAGACAAUGCCAGCAGCCAUGUACAGACUGCUGACGGCCCAGGAGCAGCCCGUUUACAUCUGAGCCACACCUCCGUGGCGUGGCAGCAUGCAUGGAGGACUCUCCUCACCGUGGUUGUGUUUCUUGUGCUGCAUCCGUGUGUCCACUGAGACAUUCCCCUUUCACGCCCAACAUUUGGUCUUACACAGGAAGAGAAGAAUUGGCAAGGACCUCUUUGUUCUCUGUCUCUCUUCAGUUUGUUUGGUUGUUUUUUUUUUCUGUUCCUUCCUUAAUACCAGGAAGUUUUGUGUGUGCUCUCUUGAGGGUGGACAGCAGCUAACAUCUACCUGGGAUCAUGGUGGAGGGCCUUUGGGGGAUCUGAAAGUGGUCGUUACUGCCCAAGGAGGCUUCAUACCUCCCCAACAGACACAUCCUUCCUGGAAGGAGCCCCCAGAGGCAGCACAAAAUGUGACUGAGCAGUGCCUGAAACUCAGUUGCUGAUCUCUCUGCCCUCCUCACCUCACUUGAUGGGAAGAUAGUUGGUGACAGGUAACCGCGUGGACCAUCUGUAAAACCCACAUCUUUAAGAAUGUCCACUGCCUGCUUUGUAGUUGGGGGCCCUGUACAUUAUUUCUGCCCAGAAUUUCUGAGUCAGUUUUAAAUCUCUUCCAUGGUUUCUUUUAGUUGGAAUGGGUGUGCUAAUGCAGGCCUAACUGCUGAGAAAGGAGGAAGCGACACCCUGGACAAGGCUGCUGUGAGACCACAGAGACUCUGGCAAGUCCCAGUGCCUCCGAGGUUCCCCAGAUUGUCCAAGGUUACCAGUUGGAGGAUAAUCACAGGCAGGUACUAUCCUCUAAUGCAUUUGCAUAGGCACUUACGUGUACAUGAGACCCACACCCGCACCCUCUGCAUACAUACACAUAUACACAGGAGCCCUGCUCAGUGCCUCAUUUGCCCUCUACCUGCAUUGAAGCAGGCUAAAAACCUAGCACACAAACCCCAUGGAGAACCCCCAGCACCUCUCUGGAAGAUUCCCUUCCCCUAGCAGGUUGACAUAGGCAGAAAGCGGCCAGCUUUGUCCUAAGAAAGACACUGUCCUGGCCUUCUCUAUUGCAGUUGGCUCAGAGUUCCCUCCCAGACUCCCCCACACCAUGUACACACUGGAGGUUCUUGAGGGACAAACUGUGGUGUAGGUACCCUAGUGUCAUGCUUCCCUGCCCGAAGGCUAAGCCCGGGCCCAGUCACCACUACUAGUGAGGAUAGGAUAUUUCAAAGGCUAGAAUGAUAAGCCACUAAAUCAGGCAGACUUAGCACUUGGUGGUGGGCCUAGGAAUCCCCAACUGUGCUCCAGAAACAUUCUCUACUGUCUUGUAGCUCUGGGAGUUUGCAGCUGGUACGGAAGGCUUGAUGUCUCCAUCAGAUGCCUCAUGUUUUGGACCACAUCUCAGUCUAGUCCAUGUGUUUUAAUAAUAUCAUUCUGAGCCAGCCUCCUCUUAUUCUUGGUCCAAAGAGCAGUUUGUUUCCACGUGGGAUGUGGCUAGUUUUUGUUUUUGUUUUUGUUUCAUUGAUGACCUCAGAGAUAGAGGAAGAAAAACUAAUAUAUUUUGUAGUAUGAAUAUAAUUCCUGUUCUCUGCAUCUGGGAUAUUUAUAUUAAUGUCUUUGGAAAUGGGAGUUCAGUGAGCAGUACUGGGGAGGAUGGAUUUGUGGAGGGAAGAGAGAUAUCUGGAGGAGGGAGAGAUGUGAAUAGAACAAGAGAAGGAACAGGAGGCUUCAGUCAUGGUGGGAAACAGCCAACCCCUGGGGUCUCUGACUUCAUGAGAUGUCUAGAGAAACUCAGGAAAGCCCAGUGCUUGCUGGGAUCUGCAGUGAGCCCUCAGUUUUACUCUAGCACAAAAAGUCCCAGUGAUAUGAGACCACUGGCUAUCCAAACAGCUGCCUAAGAAGGACCGGGCCUGCUGCUGCAAGAGCUGUGUGGAGUUGGGACCACAGGAGCCAGGUCGUCUGCGCUUGAUUUUAAAGGUAUCUAACAGAACGCUCCUGCAUGACCAGGCCCAAGGUCAAACCCCAGCAAAUGUGGAGACCAGGAGCCAUGGCUUGGGUUUUAUUCACAUCUCCUGAAAUAACUGAUCUGUCAGGUAUCUAACAUCACCACACACUGAAGGGUGUGGUCCAUCUCUCCUCUGCCAGAGAGGAUGGGUAGGACAAAGAGGAACAUUGGGAACCUUGGUAAAGUCACUUGACAGGUUUAUGUCUGUCUGACCCAGGGUGGCCACUAUGGGCAGGUGCCCAAGCACCUGGGCAGGAAGGCAGAAGCAGGACCUCAGAGGCUAACCUGGGACCAAUGGGGGGGGGGGCAGACACCAAAGUCAUCAUGCCCAGUAAUCACAAUGAAUUGUCUUCACCCCAGGGAAGGAGGACAGAGAGAAUGCUUUCCAUUCAUUGCACAAGAACUGUGGAAGCUUCAAGAGGGGCUAAGAAGCAAAGCUUCUCUUGUGAGCUCUCCUAGGGAACUAACAGUUUGGCAUGAUUGUAAGGAUUACUUAGUCUUUUGUGUCAAGGGAGGGUCCUCCCUCCCAGAGGGAGAGCUGUCUGAGCCUGGCCCAGGCCCCCUUCUGCAGCAUAUUCUUCCUCUACUAGCAUCAGACUGAAUGGUUACACUUGGAGUCAGGUCUUGUCUAGCAUCCUCAUAUACAUAGUUACAUAUGUAAAUAUCUCAUUGCUCUCAAUAGUGGGGCCGACUACACACAGACAGAGCUACCUUCCUCAAAAUGCAAGGCACAAAGCCACUCUGCUCACUCAGCUGGAACACGCUGGUGACUUGGCUUUGGGGCAGGCUCCCAGAUCCACACACCCCUACCCCAAGUCCAAUGAGGUUGCACUAGAACCCACUCUGCCUCUGCCUCCUCCUCCGGAGCAUUUCAGGGAGCCACCAUCAGCCUUGAGUUCCUGAGAGGAGGGAAGCCUCACAGAUCCAUGGCCGGAGCCCACUUCCUGAGCGAUCCCUUCCUUCCCCACAGCAGGCUCCAGGGGGGAGUAGAGCACACGGGUUUGCUUUCUGAACUUUGCCCAUCAACAUUGGCCUUCAGGGAGUCCAGAGUAACCUACUACCUCCCCCAAAGCUCCCCCUCCCUCCUCCUGCAGCCCCGCCCACACCAAUGCUCCCUGUGGCACACUGAUGAAAACCCACCCACAGAGCCCUGCUCAGGUCUCUCCACCCACUGGUGUAGCUGUCACCAAUGUUUACAACCAAGGGCCACCUCUUCCUGAUGUUUCAACUCUCCCCUUCACCAGGCUUCCUGUGAGUUUGAGUUUCACCUCUGUCUGCUCCUUCCCUGAUUAGGGUCCACUUGAGUACACAACCCUGAUUUUCUCUUCCCUCCAUCUAAGGCAGUGUGUGAUGACUGUGUGGGAAUGAAAUCUCUUGUACAUACUUAGCACAGCACCUGGGGUACCCGCACCCCUGUUCUGUAAAAGGGUGCAUUAGCGCUUACUGUAAAACAUCGGGAGAAGUAUAGUAUUGUAUUUGUAACAAUAUUGUUCUUUGUAUACACAAAACUCAAUGAUCUCUAUAUAUAAAUAUAAAUAUAUAUAAAUAAAAUAUAUCUACACGUGAGCCUGGAAUGUUGAUACUGCACACCCACUGAAUGUAUUUCCUCUGACAGUCUGGUCACCGGUCCUGACCCACCCUCCCCUUCUUUGUGCCGUGGCGGCAAUUGUCUGGUUUGGGGUUGUGAUGUAUUUAAUGUGCUAUCUCCUUAUUUAACUGAACGCUAAUGUCUGUAUAAGAAUUGCUGCAACAAUAAACAAGGACUUCAACCCCUUG